Messenger RNA from Anopheles merus, 1554 nucleotides. RefSeq lists its product as uncharacterized. The transcript is spliced from 3 exons. The record is from RefSeq and is a predicted model, not a curated record. Bases 179 to 1387 code for a protein of 402 amino acids. NCBI's taxonomy places the organism in Eukaryota, Metazoa, Arthropoda, Insecta, Diptera, Culicidae.
CCAUGUUGCACACCUCUUGCGAGGAAGCUACCGCCCGCCAUAUGUGCGUUAGUAGUUUGACCUUCAACAGUGCUCUACGGCCUCUCGUCGCCACUGGAAGUGAAUAACUCAACUGCACUUGCGACCAUGACCGAGUGGAAAAACAGUAUUCUUCAUAGAAAGAUUGCAAACACCGGCGAUGUCGCAUGGCAGCACUUGUGCAAGCAUGCUCUCUACAAUUACAAGUAAACAUAAGGGCUUACAAUUAUGCUCAUCUCUAGACUAUUUAAGCCAUCGCUUAUGUCGAGCAGUUCAUCACUCAGAUAUACAUCGGGGAAAGGUUUCAGUGGGAACCACGAACUUCAGCAGCUCACGGUACACCAUCAUGACAUCAUCACGGAAAGUUUCCCUAUUGGUGACGCUUUUGCUUCUUCUUCAUUAUCCUGACAAUUCAUUUGGCUUUGGUUGGUGGUUUUUGUGGUCUCUGACGACGGGAGUUUCAACAGCGAGCCCGAACAUCACAAUUACCUCCAGCUCAGCUUCCCCCAUCAUCAGCCAGUCCGCAAAUGGUUUAGAAAUUUCGCUGGGUAAUCGUGAAAACACCAACACUGUUGGCAUGGACAACGGAACCAACAUUGCCAACGUAGAGGUAAACUACGCCCGCGAGCUACCUUUCAACUAUCUUCCUUUCUUUUCCACCCUACUGCAACAAGAGGGCCCAAGCGAAUUCAGAACCAUACCAGCCGAACAAUUCUCGCCGAACGUUUGGAUAGAAUCUAUUCUAGAAGCUUAUUUCCGUGCGGCCAACGAUAGUCGCCGUGACAUGCUGGGCGCGCUCAAUGUGCAGCUAGUAGAGUUAGAGACCUACGCCGAGGAUGUCGCUGCAAUGCUCAACCGCAUAAGGAUCGCUUUCGGUAUCGAACUGAACCAGAGGCUCCUCGCGCUGGACGUGGCAGUGUUGCGUUGUGCGCAAGGGCAAUCAAUAGACGCAGCUGCCAAAAAGGCACUCGAAGGUGACCGUGAUUGCAUAUCGAAUCGGCUCGAACGGGUUCGACAAGCACAACGGGAAGCAGCGUACAAUAUGAGUCGCCUGCUGGUCGAAUGGGAUGAAGGAUAUCUCAGAGAUGAGAUAGCACAGUGUUGGGAAAAUCAGAUCGAUGAGGUUAACACAGAUAACGCAUACCAAUUAGCAUGCAUCUCGAGUAUUCUACACGAAGUGCAUCGCAAAACCCUGCUUAUGUCUCACAACGCUCAACAAUUAACGCUGGGAGCAAACGAUGAGUUCGGUACUUCAAAAGCGAAUAUGCUUCAGUGCGCUGAAAACCUUGUAGAGGAAGCGAAGAAAUGUCUGGAAGACAUAUCCAUCAUUACUUCUGAAUGUCAAACGCAUGUACAACAAGGUAGUUAAUUUAACCGAAUGUUAAUGAUAAAAAAUUGCUCUUUCUAACAUUGCUCUCGUGGCGUAUACGCCGCCCUUGGCACACAACAACGCUCAAACAAAACAAUAUGACAAGGCAACCAUAAAGUGCAUGUUGAUCUAAAUUGUAAAAUAACCAAAUAAACAAUAAAUUUACA